Elaeis guineensis (African oil palm) is the source of this 1706-nucleotide messenger RNA. Its product is annotated as protein MIZU-KUSSEI 1. Lineage: Eukaryota; Viridiplantae; Streptophyta; Magnoliopsida; Arecales; Arecaceae. Gene Ontology annotation, biological process: hydrotropism. The record is from RefSeq and is a predicted model, not a curated record.
AUCAAAAAUUUGCUUGGACCAGUGGUAGUACAUGGAGGACUGUAGAUGUACAACAGCAUUCCUGUCCACCAUUAAAGCAAACUACUAUGAUGGCAAAAAGUUGCAAGCUAAAUUAUAACUUUCAUGUGAUUUCAAACCUGGGUAAGAUUUAUCAUCAAUAGUGGAAAUUAAGUACAACUUCAUACUUUUCUUGCUCCAUUUCUUCUAAAAAUUUACUGGUGCCUCAUCAACACAACACUGCACAUGACUCACUGUGCUUUAUCUAAAUCACAAGACGAGAAUGACCUGGGACAAAAGCUAUAUAUUUACCCCAAGAAAUGGAAAUAGAUUUCUGAGAAAAGAUGGCCUCAAUUAUUAGUUUGGCCUAUGGAUGGAAGGAAAGGCACAAACCCAUUAUGGCAACACCCAUGUAAUGAUCAGAGAGGCACAUGCCAAACUAGCAAAGAGCAAAGGGUCCCUUUUCCUCCCCCAUUGUUUUCCAGAGUGGUCCGGCCUCCCACACCUUAUCCUAUCCUCCCAAUAUUUCCAUCACUAACCUUGGUUAGAUCAAACCCAACUAGGGAAGUGCCCCUCCCCCACACUGAAAAGAGGUAAAAGAUUCCCAAGCCACACACCCUAUGCAACCACCUUCCAACCUCCUCCUCCUCUCCCACCCUAUAUAAUUUGAACCAAAGGCCCUCCCUUCCUUUGAGAAAACACUAGACUCAAAUUAACUCCCCACCUUUCCCUCUGUCACCCUCCCAACCACCACCUUUCCAACCCAAGCCUUAAGACCAAGACCAUACUCUCCAUCAAUGCCUUCAGUAAUGGAGACACCAGGAUUGGUGUCAUUGCUCCGGCACACGACCGAAGACCGCCGAACGAAGAUGGGCGGUGGAGGCGGCGGUGGUGGCGGUAUCUUUCGGAUGUUCAAGCUGCUCCCCAUGCUCACCUCCGGCUGCAAGAUGGUUGCUCUCUUAGGCAGGCCAAGCAAAGGAUUACUCUCGGACAAGGCCACCACCAUUACGUUAUUUGGAUACAGGAGAGGAAGGGUGAGCUUGGCCAUCCAAGAAGACCCCAGGUCUCCACCCGUCUUUCUUAUAGAACUCCCCAUGCUCACGAGCUCUCUUCACAAAGAAAUGGCAUCUGGAUUGGUGAAGAUUGCGCUGGAGAGCGAGACGAGAACUCAUAAGAAGAAGCUCAUUGAGGAGUACGUCUGGGCCGUUUACUGCAAUGGCCGGAAGUCGGGUUACUCGAUAAGGAGGAAGCAGAGCUCCGACGACGAGCGGCACGUCAUGCAGCUUCUAAGGGGUGUCUCCAUGGGUGCGGGGGUCUUGCCGUGUGAGAAGGAGACGGCGGAGGGGGAGCUGACCUACAUGAGAGCACGGUUCGAGAGGGUGGUGGGAUCGAAGGACUCCGAGGCGCUGUACAUGAUCAACCCCGACGGCACCGGCGGGCCGGAGUUGAGCAUCUUCCUUGUGAGGGUUAAGUGAUCGGAUUACUUGAGCUUGCUCUGCUUCUUGUGUGUAUAUAGGUCUCUUGGUCUUUGUAGAGAAAAUUAUAUUCUCUUCCAUCUUUUAGUUGGUUUCUGCAACCUUAGCUUUAUACGGACUUGGGAUGGAUAUUACGUACGAUGGUGGUGGCAAAUGUUGAGAAGACAACCUAGCAGUACUUCCUAUUUUUAGUAAUAUUUUAACAUUGAUUGGAUGAUGAUUUAACUUAAAAAA